AAUAACAUGUGAAUGGGUGCCCUCGAGCACGUUUUUCUUGUAUGCUGUGUUCAUUGGUGAGUAACUGUUUUCAGGUUUAUGGUGACUUAUUGGGAUGCUUUGACUUUUUUGCAGCCAUCAAAAUGGACAUUCAGCUCUUAUACUAUUCUGAAGACUGCUGAACAGGCACCAAGAACCCCAUCACUUGUGGACCAGUUAUUAGAAGCCGAUAAUGGACUUGGUGAAGUGAUCAAACCACCUGAGAAAUCUUUCUGGGCUAAAUAUUGGAUGUACAUUAUUCCUCUUGGUCUCAUUGUCAUGAAUGCUGUUACGGCAGCAGCAAACAUACCAGAGGAACAAGCAGCAGGGCAGGGCCAACCUGGAGCACAACGAGCACCAGCUGCUGCUGCAAGGAGAAGAUGAUUGCUGUUAUGUUUUUUAA
Molecule: messenger RNA, 421 nt
Organism: Panicum virgatum (switchgrass)
Lineage: Eukaryota; Viridiplantae; Streptophyta; Magnoliopsida; Poales; Poaceae
Exons: 3
Coding region: 79-402 (107 amino acids)
Source: RefSeq, a predicted model, not a curated record